AAACUCCCGAAAAGAAAGAUGGCAGCCUCCAUGAGAAGGAACGUGUUAUGUUUUGAACAAUAUUUUUACGCAUUUUUGUUUGUUUGGGUUGUUUGAUCAAUACAUCACUGUCAAGAACAAACAGUUACAUUACAAUUUCGAGAAAAAAGGAAUACAUAUCAUAUCUCAGGGGAAAUCUUGCAAAAUGCCGGUUGACAGCAGACCUCCAACCAAAAAGAUGAAAUUCUCUCCUGGAGGAGGAUUUAAGAAUGGGGUACCGGUGUUCCAAAAAUUACAAGAAGAAAGACGAAAAUUACCCAUAUUUUCAGCCAAACGGAAACUGAUGCAGGAAUUGAAUCGUCUGGACACUGCUAUUGUGAUCGGUGAGACAGGCAGUGGCAAGACAACACAGCUUCCACAGUACAUUUUUGAAGACAGACUACACAAGAACUUGAUGGUAGCUAUAACUCAGCCCAGGCGAGUUGCAGCCAUUACAGUGGCCCAGAGGGUUGCUCAGGAAAGAGGCAGCGAACCAGGACAUGUGGUCGGACAUUGUGUGAGAUUUGAUGAUAUGACCAGUGAGAAGACAAGAAUCAAAUACAUGACAGACGGAAUGUUACUACGAGAAGCCAUCUUGGAUCCAUUGCUGAAAAGGUACUCUUUCGUGAUCCUAGACGAGGCCCACGAGAGGACCAUUCACACUGACGUGUUAUUCGGAGUGGUCAAACAGGCACAGAAAAGGAGGAAACUGAGGAAUCUCCUCCCGCUGAAGAUUAUAAUCAUGUCUGCCACCAUGGAUGUUGAUCACUUCUCACAGUUUUUCAACAAAGCCCCUGUGUUAUACCUAGAGGGGCGACAGUUCCCAGUACAGGUGUACUACAGUAGAGAGCCACAGUCCGAUUAUGUAUUUGCGGCCGUCGUAGCCUUAUUUCAGAUUCACAGGGAGGAACCAGCAGACCAACAUGUGCUGAUUUUCCUGACUGGCCAGGAGGAGAUUGACUCUGUGGUGCGCUCUAUAAAGGAGAUAGCUAAAGGUAUGGUUGGGGACGCCCCACCACUAGUUGUAUGGCCGCUGUAUGCUGCUCUCCCAUCACACCUUCAACUCCGAGCCUUUAACCCAGCUCCUAAGGGUACACGGAAGGUCAUUGUGGCCACCAACAUAGCAGAGACGUCUAUAACGAUACAUGGUAUCAACUUCGUCAUCGACACAGGAGUUGUCAAAGCCAAAAUCUUCACCCCACGAAGCGGGCUGGACCUGCUGAAGGUGGUUAAGUUGUCAAAGGCUCAGGCUCUACAAAGGUCAGGAAGGGCAGGUCGCGAGGCUGCAGGUACAUGUUAUCGACUAUACACAGAGGAGGAGUUCCACCACUUCCCUGACAAUACAGUUCCAGAAAUACAGAGAUGUAAUCUAUCCAGUGUUGCCCUGCAGUUGCUGGCCAUGGGGAUCACAGACAUUGUUAAUUUUGAUUUCAUGGAUAAACCUAGCACUGAGUCCCUUAUAGGUGCAGUACACCAUCUCCACACACUGGGAGCUGUUAUCAAAGAAAACACUAUCAAGCUGACAGCUGUGGGGAAGAAGAUGGCAGCUUUCCCUCUGGAUCCAAAGUUGUCCAAGACACUCCUCAUAGCCUUGGAGCUCCAGUGUCUAGAGGAAAUUCUUACAAUUGUAUCCAUGCUGUCUGUUGAUUCUGUCUUGUUUACACCCCAGAAUAAGAGAGAAGAGGCACUAGCUGUCCGCCAGAAAUUUGUGUCCAGUGAUGGUGACCACAUCACUCUCCUCAACAUCUACAAGGCGUAUAAAGGGGUCAAAGGCAAUAAGGAAUGGUGUCAUGAAAACUUUAUCAAUGGCCGGAAUAUGUCAAAGGCAAUGGAUAUCCGCAAACAACUACGACAGAUCUGUGAUAGUCAGACCAUGGCGGUCAAGUCAUGUGGUCAAGACACUAGUAUAAUCAGGAGAUGUUUGGCAGCAGGCCUGUUCAUGAAUGCAGCAGAACUGCAAAAGGAAGGAGAUGUCUACAUUUCAUUGACAACACGGGAGCCAGUUCAUAUCCAUCCCUCAUCAGCAUUGUUUAGAUGUAAACCUGCUUGUGUUGUUUACAACGAACUCGUUAAAACAACAAAGUGUUAUAUGAGAGACCUCAGUGUUGUUGAUCCAGACUGGUUGUAUGAAGCAGCUCCAGCAUAUUUCAAACGGAAAAAGCCAUCGAAAUAAUUAUUUUUAGCCCCUUUGGGACAGAAAAUGACCAGUAUCUCCAGAAAUUCACCUAAACAUGAAGAAGACAUGUGCAUUGUGGUCUAGGAGUGACCAUACUAUGAAUGUUUUAUCAAGGUUUUAGGUCUAGCUCAUCGGACGUGGGAAAGAAUUCCCUAGAUGUUUUAUCCUUCAUGGAGAGACAGAAUUUUGCAGCUGUGUUAUCAAUGAAAAGAGACAUGAUUCCCAGUAUUUUUAAUUCCAUAAAUAGUGACUGGACUCCAAAGGAUUUUAUCCAGCAAAAAGGGAACUCUUUUUUAUCCAUUAGAAGGGACAUGACUGUAGGUAAUUAUUAGUAUACUUUUGUCUUGCUAGGAGAGGCAUAGAUCUCAUUACCGGUUUCAUCCAAUUUGAAAUGGCAGCUGAAUAGUUUUAUCUAGAUAAGAGACCAGAAGUACAGUUUAUACACAUAAGGCAGCACAUGGGGCAGAAAUACAACUGUAACUAAGUAACAGGACAUAGUUGUGAUAUUAUCAGUUCACAGACUUUACAGCCAAGUUCGUAUGAAACAUUCACAGACUUGUGAAACAACAUGAACAUAAAUUAGUUUUGUUGAAAAUAUGGAUUAUGAUUAUGGUACCUACACAUUUCCGACAUGAUCAUAGCUGUAUGCUAAAUCAUGGAUAACAUCAAGAAUUUGUUUCCACAUAAAAUUAAAUUAAAUAAACAAAUUCAUAGCUGCAUUACUACAGAUUUGAGGAGGUUUGAGGCACUAACUUUCACAAAAUUUAGAGAGGUUUUUAUUGCAUUUUAAUGCUUCAUUUAGAGAAUCAUUAAAACUAAAUCUGGUCUUUUCAGAUUAACAGAUUUAUCCAUGCAUGAAAGUCCUGCAAAUAGUUGCUGGUCUUGUCCGCCAGAUGUAAAUACUGUGAAUACACCUGUAGGAACUCAAUUUUCUAGUCUGUAUAUAAAAUGUAUUUUUCUUUAACCCAAAUAACCCUUUUUGUAAUUCUGAAAUAUUUAAAUACCAUAGUGCUAUACAUGUAUAUCUGAUCAACUUGGUUUCCUUGAAACUUGAAAAGAAAGUGUUAAGUAAUUUAACCUGCAAUAAGCUCAGUGGACAAAUGCAUAAACUUAAGAUACAAUGUAUACAUAGUGGAUAGGUUUAUUAUACGACAAUGAAAUGGUAUUUAUUGACAUUUUCACAGAAGUGUAAUAGACAAGCUUACUACCAGGGCCCAGUUGUUCAAAAGGUGAUUAGGCUUAUCACAAUUGAACAACAAUAUUAAAAUCAUGAUUUUUGACAAAAUUUUCUGAAACUAUAACACUCAUCAGUCUCUUCCUACCUGCUGAUUUUGAAGAAUAAACAUACAUUGGAUUUGAAGUACAUGUAAAGGAGAAAUGAGAUUUUCACUAAUCAAGUGAUUAAGCUAAUCACCCUUUGAACAACUGGGCCCAGGCAUGGGUUUAGUCAGCAAUAACAGCAUUGCUCUUUUUAUGUUAUGCAAGUGAUAUCUUUUUUUCCUGUCAUUAGUAAGAGUAAAUCAAGCACACAUGUUAUGGUUUUAGGUCCCAUUUUACAUAUUAGAGAGUGUAAAUCAAGCAGACCUCUCUUAGUUUUAGGUCCCAUUUUACAUAUUAGUGAGAUUUUAGGUCCCAUUUUACAUAUUAGAGAGUGUAAAUCAAGCAGACCUCUAAUGGUUUUAGGUCCCAUUUUACAUAUUUAGAGAGUGUAAAUCAAGCAGACCUCUAAUGGUUUUAGGUCCCAUUUUACAUAUUAGUGAGAGUAAAUCAAGCACACAUCUUAUGGUUUUAGGUCCCAUUUUACAUAUUAGUGAGUGUAAAUCAAGCAGACCUCUCAUCGUUUUAGGUCCCAUUUUACAUAUUAGUGAGAGUAAAUCAAGCAGACCUCUCAUCGUUUUAGGUCCCAUUUUACAUAUUAGUGAGUGUAAAUCAAGCAGACCUCUCUUAGUUUUAGGUCCCAUUUUACAUAUUAGAGAGUGUAAAUCAAGCAGACCUCUAAUGGUUUUAGGUCCCCUUUUACAUAUUAGAGUAAAUCAAGCAGACCUCUCAUCGUUUUAGGUCCCAUUUUACAUAUUAGAGAGUGUAAAUCAAGCAGACCUCGCAUGGUUUUAUGGCCCGUUACUUGAGUUCCUGCUGUUGUUAUGUUUUUCAUGAUUUUGAUAAUAAACCCAAGUACAGAUUAUUUUUAUGAAAUUUGACAAAGUAUGUUGGCAAGGAAACCAGUAAAAUUAUUUAUUUGAAAUUUCCAAUAUGAAUUAAUGUCACUUUUGAUGUUUUUAACAUGAAUGUUAUUUCUUAUUCCAAAUACAAAUAAUCAUGUUUUAUAUUUAUGAAUGAGAAAACAGUGCUCUUACCGGGCAUUAUCUUUAAAAAGAUGUACACGUGAGAGAUUGAUGGGAAAAGAUUUGUUUGAAAACAAAGUUAUUUUUCAAUAUAAACGUGAUAGAGUGAAAACCUUGAUAUUUUGUUAUGUUAUAUUUUGACAACUUCUGAUUUUUUGAAAUAAAAAUUUCCUUGAAAUACAAA
This is a messenger RNA of Pecten maximus, 4720 nucleotides long. Its product is annotated as ATP-dependent RNA helicase DHX33-like. The transcript is spliced from 21 exons. Gene Ontology annotation, biological process: positive regulation of transcription by RNA polymerase I. Bases 185 to 2191 code for a protein of 668 amino acids. Gene Ontology annotation, molecular function: RNA binding; ATP binding. Gene Ontology annotation, cellular component: nucleolus; intracellular anatomical structure. NCBI's taxonomy places the organism in Eukaryota, Metazoa, Mollusca, Bivalvia, Pectinida, Pectinidae. The record is from RefSeq and is a predicted model, not a curated record.